Molecule: messenger RNA, 1380 nt
Organism: Colletotrichum abscissum
Lineage: Eukaryota; Fungi; Ascomycota; Sordariomycetes; Glomerellales; Glomerellaceae
Product: PCI domain-containing protein
Exons: 6
Coding region: 1-1380 (459 amino acids)
Biological process (GO): poly(A)+ mRNA export from nucleus
Molecular function (GO): RNA binding; double-stranded DNA binding
Source: RefSeq, a predicted model, not a curated record
AUGGAGCCUCUGUUUGAAGAGUUCCGCAAUGCCUACAAGACUCGGUCUGGGUACUCUCUUGCGCAGACACUUCAGCCAUUCAGUCCAGUCAACAAGCCGGACAAGCUACGGUCCAUCUAUCUGAGCACCAAUGUCCAAGAAGCCAAGAGUGACAUCAAGUACAUGCUCCUCGGUCGGGGCUCGGGAUCUAAGAAAUUCAAGCUCGAUCAUGAGGAGACUACGGGCUGGGUAGAAGUCUACACAGCGUACUGGAAAGCCAUUGGCGAGAUCCUCAAAGUAGAGGGCGACUCCGCUGCUGGAGGUAGGUCUUCAUCAUGGACCAAGGUGUAUGAGUCUUGGAAGGAAUUCACCACCGCUCUCAUCCGAGGCUACACUAAUUAUGGCUUCGAGGCGUGGACGAUUCCGUGCCUCUACCUUGCUGGCAAGCAUUUGCGACUCUUCGCCAUCAGCUCAGACGAAGAGCGGAGCACCACCGAUGCCACUGCUGACGCAAUGGAGCUUGCUGACGACUACGAUCCGGACUUGGAGAAGCAAAAGCAGCUGCGCGACUGCGAGCAGCAGCUCAAGCGUAUCUUCACUCUGUGUCUGAGCGAUAGAGCACCUCUCGAAGAAUCAAGAAAGUGGGCUAUUUACUACAUCAUCAACUUGCUCUUCAAGACCUACUUCAAACUCAAUUCGGCAAGUCUGAGUCGGACAAUCCUGAAGGCGUUGUCCACGAACCGUGGAGACAUGCCGCCCCUGGAAGCAUUCCCCAAGUCACAGCGGGUGACAUUCAAGUAUUACGAGGGCGUGCUCUUCUUCUUGGAGGAGAACUAUGUUGAGGCCGAAAAGCACCUCACAGAGGCAUGGUCCCUGUGUCACAAGGAUGCGAAGAGCAACCAAGAGAGAAUUCUCACCUAUCUAAUCCCAUGCCAUCUCCUCACCACACAUACCCUGCCCAGCAGCAAACUCCUUGAGCCCUACCCGCGGCUGCAAAAACUCUUUCUCCCACUGUCGCAGUGCAUCCGCAAAGGCGACUUGCGCAACUUUGACCUAGCUCUACAAGAAGGCGAAGAGGAGUUCGUCCGCCGCAGAAUCUACCUUACGUUGGAGCGCGGUCGCGAUAUUGCCCUGCGCAACCUAUUACGCAAAGUCUUUGUCGCCGGUGGCUUCGAAGAGGCGAAGGAAGCCGGCACCGCUCCCGUUCGUCGGACCAGAGUCCCAGUCGCCGAGUUCACAGCUGCUAUCAGCCUUGGUAGCCAGGAGACUGUUGACCCAGACGAGGUUGAGUGCCUGCUGGCAAACAUGAUUUACAAGAACCUCAUGAAGGGCUACAUCGCCCGCGAGCGCGGCAUCGUCGUCCUCUCCAAGAACGGGGCGUUCCCCGGAACAGGGGUUUAG